This is a messenger RNA of Penicillium crustosum, 912 nucleotides long. RefSeq lists its product as uncharacterized. Lineage: Eukaryota; Fungi; Ascomycota; Eurotiomycetes; Eurotiales; Aspergillaceae. The record is from RefSeq and is a predicted model, not a curated record. The transcript is spliced from 5 exons. Bases 1 to 912 code for a protein of 303 amino acids.
AUGCCAACCCCAGCUGUUCCUGAGCGUCCGUCUCCUUCACAUCCGCGACUUCUUCCAAAAGUUACCUGCAAGGGACUCGAUCCCAGCCGCAGCGCAGAUCUUGCUAGCGAGAGCCCCGGCGCAAUCAAGAGGCAUUCGAGUAUCACUCCAAAGCCCUGCGGGGAGCUUUCUGAGUUUUCGCGCCGCACUGAGACAGAGACGCUCCUCGGCAACAAGUCUCAACUUGCGGAAUUUGCAUCCUCUAGCUUAAUGCUGAUAAGUUUUGAGGUCUUUAAUGGUGCGGAAUAUGAUUGGCUCCCUCAUCUGGAUGCCGUGACUACCGUUCUCAGCAUGCAUUCCCCAGAAGCUCUGCUUGGGCCUGCCAAUAGCACAGAUGCCGCUAAAGCCAGUGAGGAACACGUAUCAAAUGACAAUCAGCCCCAACCGGGCUUGGAAUUUCUCAUGGUCCAUGCUAUAUGGUUCGAUAUCCUGUCAUGCAUCUCGACAGGCCGCGUGCCGCAGAUUUCAUACCGGCGAUGGCUCGAAACAUCAAAACUUGAGAUGGCAGACCUAAUGGGUUGUUACAACUGGGUUAUGAUCGCCAUUGGCGACUUGGCACACCUUCAGGCGUGGAAAACAGACAUGAAGGAGAAAGGAACCUUGAGUGUGCCAGAUUUGGUGAUGAGGAGCAAAGAGGUUGAUACGCGGCUACAGAACGGUAUCGACGAGCUUGAAAUGUCUAUUAAAGGAAAUACUAAAGCACCCCGGGCUGCAUGGGUCUCGCACAUCUUUGCACUGGCUUCACUGGUUCUGUCAAGUACCAUAGUAUCAGGACCAUGGGCAUCACUCCCAGAAAUUAAAGACAGCGUCGGCAAGGCAGUGGAUGAUGUAUGGCUGAUCCUGAGCACCAACCUUUCUUCCAGUCACUUCUGA